Messenger RNA from Cylindrotheca closterium, 531 nucleotides. The record is from the annotation of a GenBank genome assembly. Lineage: Eukaryota; Bacillariophyta; Bacillariophyceae; Bacillariales; Bacillariaceae.
AUGAUCCCAUUGCACAUCUUGGCACUGGCUCAAAAGCCGGUCAUUGAACUGCUUGGACAGCUGCUGCUGCUACUGCUUUCUGGAUUCGAUGUGGCUCGCACGACCAAGGAUUUCUUUGGAUCGACCGUGUUGGAGUAUCUUUCCAAAAAUCCGUUGGAGGAAGGAAGACAUGCGACUCGAUGGUUGGCAAAUCUCCUAGUGGGACAACAACUACCAUUUCUACGGCUGGAUCGUUGGAAACAUGAACUGUUGGCGGAAGAGGAACGAGUCGUACGCGCUUCGGAUCUAGGAAUCUCAAGCAACGAAGUCCAGUCUUUCUUGGACAAGCUCGUUCAGUUGGAAUUCCUCGAGAUGUUGCUGGAACUAAAGCUGUGGAAAAUCAAAUUGGACGAGAAUCCUAUGGAAGAGAAUCGUGAAAAGGUGAAGGAAAAUGCUUUUCGCCACAGUUGUCGAGUUAGUUGUGGGAUUUCCAUUGUUGUUGAGCAUGUGAUUCCAUUUCUCGGCAACAACCACCAAGUGACUGUUCAUUGA